Chara braunii is the source of this 1382-nucleotide messenger RNA. The record is from the annotation of a GenBank genome assembly. Lineage: Eukaryota; Viridiplantae; Streptophyta; Charophyceae; Charales; Characeae.
CGCAGACGUUUCCCAGAUCAAGCGUGCUCGCAACCGUAGGGGGCGAUUACGAUUGUGUCCUUUCGGACCAAGGGUGCGCUGUUGGAAAUUUGAAGUCGCCAACCAGUCAUAACCUCUUAACCGAAAGUCGUGCCCGGUGCAAAGAUGGGUCGGUUUACUGCGGCCUUGGCCGUUGCGAGUUUGGUCGUCCUGGCUUGCGGCCUCCAUGUCGCUGAUGCCAAGGCGCCAUGUCCCUGCGCACCUGGGACGAAGCGCUGCUGUAAGGACGGUCCGUGCGUCAAGUGCUGCAAGGAUUGCGACUGUGGCCCUGGGAAGAAGUGCGUCAAGGGCGAGUGUCAGCCGUCGUGCGGUUGCCCCCCUGGACUGAAGCGCUGCUGCAAGGACGGUCCGUGCGUGAAGUGCUGCAAGGACUGCGACUGUGGCCCCGGGAAGAAGUGCGUCAGGGGAGAGUGCAAGCCCCCGUGCUGCCCCCCCGGACUGAAGCGCUGCUGUAAGGACGGCCCCUGCGUGAAGUGCUGCAAGGAUUGCGAGUGUCCCAAGGGGCACAAGUGCGUCAACGGACAGUGCAAGUCCCCGUGCGGCUGCCCGACUGGGCUGAAGCGCUGCUGCAAGGACGGUCCCUGCGUGAAGUGCUGCAAGGACUGCGAUUGUCCCAAGGGGCAGAAGUGCGUCAACGGACAGUGCAAGGUCCCGUGCGGCUGCCCGCCCGGACUGAAGCGCUGCUGUAAGGGCGGCCCCUGCGUCAAGUGCUGCAAGCAUUGCGAUUGUCCCAAGGGGCAGAAGUGCGUCAACGGACAGUGCAAACUUCCGUGCUGCCCCAAGGGACAGAAGCGCUGCGUGCCCCGUGGUCCGUGCCAGAAGUGCUGCAAGGAUUGUGAGUGUCCCGCCGGGGAGAAGUGUGUCCUGGGAGAGUGCGAGCGCCCUUGCGCAACCGCAACGGUCACACCUCUCGGGAAGUGGCAUUCGCAAACUCAGAUCUAUGGAUUGUUGGGGAAGGGUAGUCGGAUGAACGUGCGGGAGAGGUGGCAGAAAGCGGCUCCACUCUCGAUCUCCGGUGGGGAGUCAAGUGUCAUGGAUGAUGCGAUGUACGCGAGGGAAGCAAUAAUCUUGGUGAAGGAGGGAGGCGAGUUCCGCGUUGCGGGUCUUGUGGAGGCGGGCGGUAGCGAAGAAGAUGGCGCAUGUGAUGAAGGAAUAAAAGGAGAUCGCAGACGUUUCCCAGAUCAAGCGUGCGCUCGCAACCGUACGGGGGAGCGAUUACGAUUGUGUCCUUUCGGAGCAAGGGUGCACUGUUGGAAAUUUGAAGUCGCCAACGCACCAUAACCUCUUAAGCGAAAGCCGUGCCGGGCGCAAAGAUGGGUCGGUUUACUGCGGCCUUGGCCGUU